Molecule: messenger RNA, 936 nt
Organism: Parascedosporium putredinis
Lineage: Eukaryota; Fungi; Ascomycota; Sordariomycetes; Microascales; Microascaceae
Source: the annotation of a GenBank genome assembly
AUGUCGAUGUUUCGGGCAAAGAAGCUCGAUCUGGGCUGCUUCAUCAACACGCGCAUCAUCCGAGACCACACCAAGCGCAAGGUCUUUGAGCAGUUCGAGCCCGAGAGCUCUCCGCUACGCCAUUCGCAACACGACCCUCCCCCUCGAGUCCGCGCCGAAGCUCAGCUCCAGCUGUCAACGAUGCACGCCUACACGAGGCCGUCCCAGAUCAGGAACAGGUGUAUCCUUGGAGGCAAGACGAGAGGUAUUCUGAGGGACUUUAAGCUGACGAGGUACAACUUCAGGAGACAAGCUCUCGAUGGAAACCUCCCCGGCGUCAAGAAGGCGACAAUCGACGUUGUGGAGGCCCUCUUUCUCCGCCGCACGGCGGCUGUGGAUCCCAACUGUGCUCGUGCUUUGGGAGGCGAUCGCCUGCGACCUAAGCUCUACGGCCAUUCUUGCAGCCGCCAGGGCCCGACGCCUUCUGACCCUUGCUUUGAGCAGCAGGAUGCCGCCGAUAAGCGAGAGGAAGAUGACGAUGGAGCUAACGAUGAUGCCAAUCUCCCUAGGACCCAUUUUGUCGCGCCCGGAUCCCGCAAAGUCCGUGUUGGGGGACAUGUGGACCUGGCUGCCUCCGCCGCCGGCACCGCCCCCGACUUGGUUCCGGGAGGCUCUCGCGCGGCGCUCGUGGGAACUACAGAGCGAAGGGAGAAUCCCGUGACGGACAAGGUGACGCCGCAAUCACCAUUUCCCACCAGUGGCAAACAUGGUAGAGUUUCCCAGCCUUCGGUUACCGCCCGUGAUCGGCGCCGACAUCCCCGACAGCCGAAGCUAGAACUUGCACAGCUUCGAGGCAAGUUUGUCGGCAGGCUCCCGAGUCCUUGCCCCUUCUGGGCCUCGCUCACCACUGACCGGAUCUCUACAGGACGACAGGGUCACUUUGAGAUUCUGCAUUAA